UUUCGUUAACAACGAGAGAGACAUGUAUUAUUUCUUGGCCUUAAUGGUCAAUAGCAGGAUCGUUCUCGCACAUUUUUUAGUUUCCUUUAUAGCACGCCUUUUGCGCCUCUCUGCCUCUCUUGCUUGUUGGCUGUUUUGCGGUAUCCACACGGCUUUUCUCAGUCACAGUCCCAGGGAUCUCAAUCAAAAAAAAAACAUUCAAAAUCUCCGGCUUCUUGUCUGGGCAACCAAACGAAGCCUAACUGCACUUGGGUGCUGACCAGAAUUUGACUUUGAAGGUUUUAGCCCUGUGGUUGUGAUUAUGUUUUUGUAUAGAAAGCGAUUUUCUCAGGUUGGUGGAGAUUAAGAUUCUUAACUUGUAAGAUUCAAACACAGAGAGUGUGUGUUUGUGUGUGCAUGUGUGUAUAAAAGGUGGUAGAAUCAGAAUCGGAUGACUGAGUUUGCAGCGAAAUGGUGGUGGGGUUUGAGAUCGGUGUGGAUGGUGUUGUUGAAUUUUCUCGUGGCUUUGGUGUUUGUUUCGGCGGAAAGGGAUCUGAGACUAGGAGCUUCAACAUUCAAUGCAACUGAAUCCACUAAUUACCUUCUCAGAGCCGUAAAUUUCUUAUGGCAACCCGACCAGUCAGGUUAUCAACACGUUUGGCCGGAGAUGAAAUUUGGGUGGCAAAUUGUGGUGGGUACUAUAAUUGGAUUCUGUGGAGCAGCAUUUGGGAGUGUUGGUGGCGUUGGUGGUGGUGGCAUUUUUGUUCCUAUGCUUAACCUAAUUAUUGGGUUUGAUCCAAAGUCGGCAACAGCUAUGUCAAAAUGUAUGAUCAUGGGUGCAGCAGUCUCAACUGUUUACUACAACCUUAAGCUAAGGCAUCCUACACUUGAUAUGCCCAUCAUUGACUACAAUUUGGUACUGCUCAUCCAGCCAAUGCUCAUGCUGGGCAUUAGCAUAGGAGUGUCUUUCAAUGUUUUAUUUGCUGAUUGGAUGGUCACAGUUUUGCUUAUCAUUCUCUUUAUAGGCACAUCAACAAAGGCAUUCUUUAAGGGUGUUGAAACAUGGAAAAAGGAAACCAUUAUGAAAAAGGAGGCUGCUAAGCGACUGGAGUCAAAUGGUUCUGGUGGUGCAGAAGUGGAAUACAAGCCUCUUCCUAGUGGCCCAAGCAAUGGCAUUCAAAAGGACACCAAAGGACUAGAGGUUACUAUUCUGGAGAAUGUUUAUUGGAAGGAACUUGGACUUCUCGUUUUUGUUUGGGUCGCAUUCCUUGCCAUUCAGAUCGCCAAGAGUCAUACAACUACUUGUUCAACAGCAUACUGGGUAUGGAACUUGUUGCAGAUCCCUGUUUCUUGUGGGGUAUCUUUGUAUGAGGCAGUUGGUCUUUACAAGGGACACAAAGUAAUUGCAUCGGCGGGAGAUGAAGGGACAAAUUUUCGAGUCCAUCAGCUGGUUAUCUAUUGCAUCUUGGGUGUAAUGGCAGGGGUAGUUGGUGGGCUGCUUGGACUAGGUGGAGGCUUUAUUAUGGGUCCACUAUUUUUGGAGCUGGGAGUUCCCCCUCAGGUCUCAAGUGCCAGUGCCACCUUUGGAAUGACCUUCUCUUCAUCUAUGUCCGUUGUGGAAUACUACCUUCUGAAACGUUUUCCUGUCCCUUAUGCUCUCUACUUCAUUGUCGUGGCUACUAUUGCAGCCUUAGUAGGGCAGCAUAUUGUGAGAAAGUUGAUCAUUUUAUGUGGAAGAGCAUCUCUAAUCAUCUUUAUUCUUGCCUUCACUAUAUUUAUUAGUGCAAUUUCACUUGGUGGGGUUGGCAUAUCAAACAUGAUUAUGAAGAUUCAACAGCACGAAUACAUGGGAUUUGAGAACCUCUGCAACUAUGAUGCAUAGCGUGUUUCUUUUCUUUACCAUAUUUCCUUUUCCUUACCCUCCAAUCCACCCACCCAGAAGGCUAUGUAUUAAAUGCCUUCCUCCUUGUAAACUGGUUCUGAAGAUGAAAGAUGACCCUCGCUUGUUUUCAGUUCUUCAAAAUCCUUUUGUUCACA
Messenger RNA from Alnus glutinosa, 2016 nucleotides. RefSeq names its product sulfite exporter TauE/SafE family protein 3-like. The record is from RefSeq and is a predicted model, not a curated record. Gene Ontology annotation, cellular component: membrane; Cul4A-RING E3 ubiquitin ligase complex. The coding region runs from base 431 to 1861 and encodes 476 amino acids. NCBI's taxonomy places the organism in Eukaryota, Viridiplantae, Streptophyta, Magnoliopsida, Fagales, Betulaceae. Gene Ontology annotation, biological process: protein ubiquitination. The transcript is spliced from 12 exons.